CAGCAACCAGUAGAAUUCUGUGUGGAUUGGUGCACAGUUCACAUGAAAGCUUUAAAUAGAUGUCAUUAGUGAUGACAUGACCUAAAUAAAGCAAACCAUGCCCUUUUAGUCGUAUAUUUUGAUUUCCAGUAUUAUGUUAAGGGUUGAUAAGAAAGUGCUGAUGAAUGACCCAAACAGAAUGUUGUCUGUUUCUUGUAUCAUAGACCUAACGCCAGUAGACUUAUAAUAUAAUCUGAAUUGCAGCUUUCUUGAACAUAACCGCCUGCCGCAGAAUUUGGCCUAGAUUUUAUUUGCACAAUCUCUUGCAGUGCGAUUUACAGUAAAUGUAUGAAACCGCUGUUAUUGUGCUGUUUACAACAGGCCUUUGAGUUCUUCCUUGUGCACAAAAGCAUUGUUUGUAUUCAAUAAGUUGACUCAUACAGCGAUCAGCUGCUGAGACAUUGCAAAACCACAUUAAAGUCAGCGGAAUGUAAUGUAAGGUUGGAUAUUUUUGGAAGUGGUUUCAGUGACCAAACAGACAUGUGAUGUGCUUACAGUCAGCUGCAGUGUCAUCAUGAUAACAGUAUCCAUGGAAUUUGGUAGAGAAGGAGUUGCGCUGCAUCACUGCUUUGAAGCCUUAAAUUUUAUCCAGCCAAUGUUAGAGAAAACAACCUUCUGAUUGUGGAUGAAGAAAUGGAGUCGGCAUCACAGAAACAUGGAGAAGCCAAACUGUUUCCAAGUGAUUAGGUCAGGAGGGAACUGUACUGUCAGGUGAUGUUACUUAGGGUCCGUUUGACUUAGUGCCAGCUGCAGAACUACGCUCGGCCACAUUCCUGCUGUAUUACUAGAAUAAACACUGUCUGCGUGGGGGUCCUGGGAAACUUGUGCAUGGAGGGUAAAUAUUUACACAACUUCGGGCUCCAUUCAGAAUGUACCGGACUUCUCUAAAUCCAGGUUACAGUCCAGGCAAUUAGAGCGUACAGUUGAGGUUGUGCUACUAGAAAUUAAAAUAGCUGGAUUGCUUUAUUCAUGUCAAGGAAGUAAUUGCAUACCUGGCCCUGAAGUGGCCAUAAUACAUUAAUAGGCCUGUAUGAAGUAAAAGUGUCUGAUCAUUGCUGAGUAAUUAUCAUUACCCUUUAUCAUAAUUCAUAUCAGACUGUGCUGAAGUGCAUGAAUAGUCCUUGUUUGUUCUCACUUAUCAGUACAUUAUAGAGCCCACAAUCUAACUUAAACAGAAAGAUUCUUUCUUUACAGCCUAAAAGUGUUUAAAACUGUUGUCAUGGCUGAUUUAUUGCUUUUAAAGUCAUGGGAUUUCCAGAGGAAGUAGCUCGGCCUCUGUUCUUUUCGCCUUUUGAACUUGUCUGGCAGAGUGCAGCCUGGGCUUUUUUGGCAACCCUCCGGAGCUGCUGGCUCUGUGUCACUCUCUCGGCCUGUGUGGCCCUUCUUCUUCGUCCUCCCUCUCCCUCUCUCUUUCAUUCUUCCUCUUUUUGAUAGCUUGAGCAGAGGCCAGCACUGGCCUACACCUGUGCCCAGUGCCCAUGUUGUUCUUGGCUCCCCUCAGCGGCUCUUUGAUGCAAGAGAGCAGAGGCGGUUAGUGAGAAAACGAAGCUGGAGUGACUACUGGGUGUUUGAAAAGCAGACCAGGUGCUUGGACCCCAUAUCUGAGAACUAUAUCUCUGUCACCUGCCGUCAAAUUGCUUUACCGUUCAGAGCAGGUGGAAAUUCUGUUCAGGGCCAUUUGACUUGACCUGGCUUUGUCUGUUUUAAGUCCUGUCCCAGAUACACCAUUAUUACAAUAAUGGCCUGAAAUGGCCUUAGCAAUGACCAUAACAGUUAUCACCAGAAAUACCAAAAGUAUGUCAUUUAUAUUCAUUAUUUCUCACUGGUAACUCAUUAAAAUAAGCAGGGAAAUUUAGUCUGAAGUGCAGAUUUUAUUUAUAUAGAUGUUUUAUCAUUUGCAUUUUGGUUAAUAAGUUACUGCUGUGUGUACAGUCUUAUUUUGUAGGAAGAAAAACAGUCUUUACAUUUUUAAAAAACUAUUUAAUUAAUUACUUGUGAUUUAUACUAUGUAUUGUAACUAUGUCAUUAAUUAUGCAAGUAUGUAGUUACACUUAAACAAUAAUGUAAUGUAAAUCACAUAUCACAAACUGACAGUAAAAAUGAGUGGAGUGGGGAAAUUAAACCUGAUAUCACAGAGCUUGUGAACUGACUGUAGAUGGAUUAGACGAGUCAGAAGCAGUCAAACACCUUUGUGCGCUUUACAUGCCAACACAACCAUAAAUAACUGGCUGUUUGGCACAGUACAUAUAUUGUUCAAGCCUCAAGAAGAUAUUCAGGCAUUCUUGGAAAAUAUACUUUAUUUUAUAGGAAUUAAGUUAAAUUGCAGUCACAUUAUUGGUCCAAAAACUGCAAUUAGAUAUUUUCCCUUUUUUUUUCUCAGCCCUAAGCCCUUGUUUGUUCAUGUUUAUCAGUACACUAUAGAGUCACAAUCGAACCUACACAGGAGGACCAUUCUACACCAAAAUGAUGGUAAAAGCUUUGGUGGGAAAAAGAUUUUCUUGUGAUCACAAAGAGGGUAACAAAAGUUCUUAAACGUGUUUGGCGUAGAUCUGUUUUUUAGCAGUACGUUAAUCGGAUUGUGUUUGAGCUGCUUUUAUCCGUUGUGUGUCAACAAACUAGAUUCAAAGACUUUAUGUCAACAGACUCCUUGCAGGCGAAAGUUUCUUGCACGUUACAACCUACUUGGCACAGCCCUGCUAAUUAUUUUAAAUACACCUCAGUUGUUCACUUUCUGUAUUUCUCCUUUUGUUGAUGAAAAUCUUAAACCAUAAAUUGGUCAUAUCUCAGAUAUGCACUUCACACCCGAUACGUAAUGAGGAUUGAUUAAGGAACUUUUCGGCAGCAACGGUUACAGCAGCAGUUUGGUAUGAGGGCGUGGAGAAGCUCUUGGCUCCACUCCAGGCUCACCUGUCCUCACGGCCACACCUGGAGGAAUGUGGCAGGUAGCGCAGCAAACGGCAUUGCCAUCUGUGUGAAAGGAAGAGUGAAUUCAGCCAGAGAGAGCACACGCGCUCCUGACCGCUAAGUGGAGUUUUUAAGGAUUUAAAGCAUCUUUGGCCAGAGGAAUAUUGAGAGUUUAGUGGCUGGGCGUUCGGGAGCUCGCGGACCGCCUGUGCAUUUUGGAGCGCCUCGAAGAGCUUCUGGAGAGUGAGCCAGGCCAGUGCCAGCACCAUGAGCAGCCAACAGUGAGCCGAGACACCAACUACAGCAGCUACACAGUUGGUUCUGUGGAGGGGGAGGCAGUGAGGGAGAGUGAAGAGUUGUGGGAAGAGCAACAGGAAGUGGAAGUUACAAUGUUUCGGAAAAAAGCCUCAUCCUCCUUGAGAAUGCGGAGAAUUUCAGAAAGCAAUAGAUGGAGCGUGGACCGGGGGCGAAGCUCCUCCUUCCAUGAGGUGGGUGGCACGCGAGAGCCGGAGAUGAGGGCGGCAGCCUCCGUUUCCGAAGAAACCUCGGCCAGUGGCGGCAGUGGUGGAGGCCACACCGUCCUGCAGCGUCUCCUGCAGGAGCAGAUGCGCUAUGGCGAAAGCCGGAACUACCUCGCCUUGCAACAGCAGCAGCAGCAACAACAGCAGCAACAACAGCAGCAGCAAGGUCCUUUGAGCGGAUACCCGGGUCCUGGAGGCCCGGGGGACGAGCACUCCAUGGUCCCCCACAUUGCACGGCAGGAGCCGCAGGGCCAGGAGCUGCAGGCGGACAGUGGCAUGGAGAAGCAGCUCAACUCACGUGCUGGAGGAGGCAGUGGUGGGACAUCCGUUGGCGGCUGCAUCCCCGGCCAAGGGCUAAACCCUGAGGAUCUGCCAUCCUAUGAGGAGGCCAAAGUGCAAUCGCAGUAUUUCCGUGGCCACCAGCCACCACAGCCACAGCAGCCACAGCUUGGUGCUGCCUUCUACGUGACCGGUGUCUCCAACCCAAAGGUGCGGCCUCCGGAGGGCCGGCCCGCAGUGCAGCGGGUUAGCGCAGGCAAGGUGCAUCAGGAUGAUGGGCUUAAAGACCUGAAGCAGGGCCACGUGCGCUCGCUAAGCGAGAGGCUCAUGCAGCUCUCAUUGGCCACAAGUGGUGUCAAAGCCCAUGCACCUGUCACCAGUGCCCCGCUUUCACCUCAGCUGCCCCCGCCCGGCCCCCCGGGAGACUACUACAAACCUGCAGGUCCACAGCACAGGGGCCCGCCACCGGACUACCCUUUUAAGGGCAUUCCUUCACCACCCAAACAACAGCAGCAGCACCACCACCAACCACAGCACCAGGAGCUGGGACACUACUUCACGGAGCAUCGGGCUGCAGGCCAGCAGGGAAGAGCAGAGGUGCCCCACGUUCGAUAUCAGCCACCACCGGAGUAUGGCUCCUUCCGCUCCAGUAAGGAAAGCUCAGGCCACUCUCAGAGGCCCAUCCAUCACCACAGCCCCACCUCCUCUGUCACCUCAGUGGGCUCGCUGUCCCGUGCCCAGUCCUCCACCCUCAGCAGUAUCAUGGCCUCCUCCCAUCCUCCGCUGCCCAUGACCCACCAAGGGGAGCCUCCCUUCCCUAUGGGGCCACGGAGCCCACAAGGACCGGGCUCACACCAGGGAGAUCCUUACGGCCCGGGACACCCCCCACCACACCAGCGUGGUCACGGCUUCCCGCAUGAUCCCUAUGGCUCAGCCCCCCGGGGCCUCCACAUGCACCAGCACCAGUUUCACCCACAAGGGCCCCAGCAGCAGCAGCAACAGCAGCAGCAGCAGGGACCUGGGCAGCACUACCCUCACCCUCAUUCCAUCCAGGGUGACCCCUAUGCCAUGCUGGCCCGCGCCCAACAGAUGGUAGACAUGCUUACAGAGGAGAACCGACACCUCAAGCAGGAGAUGGAGGUGUUUGGGGAGAAGGUGUCCAAGCUGCAGAAGAUGGAGUCUGAGAUCCAGCGGGUGUCGGAGGCGUAUGAGAACCUGGCUAAGUCAUCGUCUAAGAGGGAGGCCCUGGAAAAAACCAUGAGGGACAAGCUGGAGCUGGAGGUGCGCAGGCUGCACGACUUCAACAGGGAUCUGAGAGAACGCAUGGAGACGGCCAACAAGCAGCUAGCAGCCAAAGAGUGUGAGGGCACAGAGGACAACCGCAAAACCAUCUCGCAGCUUCUGGCUCAGAACAAAGAGACUCAGCGGGAAAAGGAGAAACUUGAGAUGGAGCUGAACACGCUGCGCUCCACCAACGAGGACCAGCGCAGGCACAUCGAGAUCCGCGACCAGGCACUGAAAAAUGCUCAGGCUAAAGUAGUCAAACUAGAGGAGGAGCUGAAGAAGAAGCAGGUCUACGUGGAGAAGGUGGAGAGGAUGCAGCAGGCUCUGGCUCAGCUGCAGGCUGCAUGUGAGAAGAGAGAGCAGUUAGAGCACCGGCUCCGCACGCGCCUGGAGAGAGAGCUGGAGUCGCUCAGGAUGCAACAGAGGCAGGGUGGUCAGCAGAACCCUGUGGGCCCUGAGUAUAGCACCACAGCUCUGAUGGAGCACCUACGGGAGAAGGAGGAGAGGAUUCUGGCUCUGGAAGCUGACAUGACAAAGUGGGAGCAGAAGUACCUGGAGGAAAGCGUCAUGAGGCAGUUCGCUCUGGACGCCGCUGCCUCCGUUGCCACACAGAGGGACACUUCCUCAGCCAUCAUCAGCCAUUCACCCAGCAGCAGCUAUGACACCUCAGUGGAGGCGCGCAUCCAGAAAGAGGAGGAGGAGAUCCUGAUGGCCAACCGCCGCUGCCUGGACAUGGAGAGCCGCAUAAAGAACCUGCAUGCGCAGAUAAUCGAGAAGGACGCCAUGAUCAAGGUUCUACACCAGCGUUCUCGGAAGGAGCCAGGCAGCAAGGCCGAUGGACCAUCCACCAUGCGGCCCUCAAAAUCCCUCAUGUCCAUCGCCACAGGAACGGGCAGCUCCAGCGGCUCUGGCCUGCUCUCGCACUCAUUGGGCCUCAGCGGGAGCAGCCCAAUCACUGAGGAGCGCAGAGAAGACCGCAGCUGGAAGGGCAGUUUAGGUGUGUUACUGGGCCCGGAGUUCCGAGGCGAUUCUCUGAGGGCGGAGUCCAUUUCCUCCUCUCCGUCUCCUGUGUUGCCUUCCACUCCUAUGCCUGCCGCCACACACUCUAAGACAGGCAGCCGGGACAGCUGCACCCAGACGGAUAAGAGCCAGGAUACAAGCAAGCCCAGCACGCCAGCACUGCAGAGCGUAGCAAACAACCGCAUUAGCAGCCCAAGUCCUGUGUACAUCCCUGACCGCAUCGCAGAUGUUCCGGUGUUCCACAGCAGCACUCUAGAGAGAAGAGCUCCCGUACAGUCUCUUCCUCAGCAACCCCUCCCUCAACCACCGCCACAGCAGGAUGUGGACAGCGAGAUGGUGGAAAUCCUCAUCUGAACUGUCUAACAUAUACACACAUAUAAAUACAUAAAACAGGUGAAGGAUUCCUUUAUUCUACAGUAUGCUCUUC
Molecule: messenger RNA, 6474 nt
Organism: Colossoma macropomum (tambaqui)
Lineage: Eukaryota; Metazoa; Chordata; Actinopteri; Characiformes; Serrasalmidae
Gene: amot
Product: angiomotin
Exons: 14
Coding region: 3333-6401 (1022 amino acids)
Biological process (GO): establishment of cell polarity involved in ameboidal cell migration; hippo signaling; regulation of cell migration
Cellular component (GO): lamellipodium; bicellular tight junction; cytoplasmic vesicle
Molecular function (GO): signaling receptor activity; protein binding
Source: RefSeq, a predicted model, not a curated record